CUGGGAAGCUGGUUCCUAAAGAGGAGGCAAAAACAAUCCACUGGAUGACGUGGACCAGCGUCCUUGGCCCAGAGGUGAACGGGAUCUGGCCCAAAUACUCCAACGUCACCAACGUGAACUCUGUGGACGCCAACUACAGCAGCGCGGCGCUGGUGACAGGGGACGACCUGGGCCUCGUCAAACUCUUCCGCUUUCCCUGCCUCAAGAAAGGAGCCAAGUUUAAGAAGUACAUCGGCCACUCUGCCCAUGUGACCACGGUGCGCUGGUCCAGCGACCUGCAGUGGGUGGUCAGCACCGGGGGGGCGGACCACGCCGUCUUCCAGUGGCGCUUCCUGCCCGAGGGCGUGAUGAACGGGGUCCUGGAGCCCCUCCUCCAAGAGGGUUACGCGGACUCCAACAGCGGAGAGUCGGACUCAGACGUGUCGGACGUCCCGGAGCUUGACUCGGACAUCGAACAGGAAGCUCAGACCAGCUACGAACGGCAGGUGUAUAAGGAGGACCUUCCCCAGCUCAGGAAGAAGCUGAUUGGUUCCCUGAAGCGUCAGAAAGCUCCGGAGGAGGGGCUUCGCCUGCAGUUCGUUCACGGGUACCGGGGCUUCGACUGCCGUAACAACCUGUUCUACAGCCAGGGCGGCGAGGUGGUGUACCACGUGGCGGCCGUGGCCGUGGUGUACGGCCGGCAGCAGCACGCGCAGCGCUUCUACCUCGGCCACGACGACGACAUCCUCUGCCUCGCCACGCACCCCCUAAAGGACUACGUGGCCUCGGCUCAGGUUGGCAGAGACCCGGCCGUCCACGUCUGGGACGUCCAGACUUUGAAGUGUCUGUCUUUGCUGAAGGGACACCACAGCAAGGGGGUGUGUGCUCUGGAGUUCACUGCGGACGGGAAGAGUUUGAUCUCCGUGGGAAUCGAUGAAUUUCACUCCAUCGUCAUCUGGGACUGGAAGAAAGGAGAGAGGCUGGCCAAGGCCAGGGGUCACAAAGAGAAGACCUUCGUGGUGAAGAGCAACCCCUUCAGGAUGGACAAGCUGGUGACGGUCGGCAUCAAACACAUCAAGUUCUGGCAACAUUCAGGUGGCGGUCUCACCUUUAAGCGGGGGAUCUUCGGGAACCUGGGCCGACAGGAGACCAUGAUGUCGGCGUGCUACGGCCGGUCCGAGGACCUGGUCUUCUCCGGGGCCACCAACGGGGACGUCUACAUCUGGAGGGACACCACGCUCAUCAAGACCGUCAAGGCCCACGACGGACCCGUGUUCGCCAUGUGCUCCCUGGACAAGGGCUUUGUGACGGGGGGGAAGGACGGCAUCGUGGAGCUGUGGGACGACAUGUUUGAGAGAUGUUUGAAGACGUACGCCAUCAAGAGAGCAGCGCUGUCCCCGUCCUCUAAAGGUCUGCUGCUGGAGGACAACCCGUCCAUCAGAGCCAUCACGCUGGGACACGGUCACAUCCUUCUGGGGACCAGGAACGGGGAAGUCCUCGAGAUCGACAAGACCGGCUCCAUGACGCUGCUGGUCCAGGGACACAUGGAGGGGGAGGUGUGGGGGUUGGCCGCCCACCCUCUACUUCCUGUCUGCGCCACCGUCAGCGACGACCGGACUCUGAGGAUCUGGGAGCUGUCGACCAAUCACCGCAUGGUCGCCGUGCGCAAGCUCAAGAAGGGCGGGCGGUGCUGUGCCUUCUCCCCCGACGGGAAGGCCCUGGCCGUGGGCCUGAACGACGGCAGCUUCCUGGUGGUGAACGCCGACACGCUGGAGGACAUGGUGACCUUCCACCACCGCCGCGAACUCAUCUCCGACAUCUGCUUCUCCCGAGACGCGGGGAAGUACCUGGCCGUGGCGUCCCACGACUCCUUCGUGGACAUCUACAACGUGCUGACCAGUAAGAGAGUCGGCAUCUGUAAAGGGGCCGGCAGCUGCAUCACGCACAUCGACUGGGACUCCCGAGGUAAACUGCUCCAGGUGAACACCGGGGCUAAAGAGCAGCUUUUCUUCGAGGCUCCAAGAGGACGCAAACAGAACAUCAGCAUGGCCGAGCUGGAGAAGCUGGACUGGGCCAGCUGGACCUGCGUCCUCGGUCCCCCCUGUGAGGGGAUCUGGCCCCCGCUGAGCUUCGUCAACACGGCGUCUCUCAGCAGGGACGGGACGCUGCUCGCCACCGGGGACGACUUCGGCUUCCUCAAGCUCUUCAGCUUUCCCUGCAGGGGCCAGUUCUCCCGGUUUAAGAAGUACGUGGGCCACAGCAGCAACGUGACCAACGUGCGCUGGUCCCAUGACGACGGCGUGCUGCUGUCGGUGGGCGGGGCCGACACGGCGCUGAUGGUCUGGAGCCGAGAGCCGCCGGGCCACAAGGAGAGCAAGGCCGUGGACAGCGAGGAGUCGGACGACGACACCGAGGAGGACGGAGGCUACGACAGCGACGUGGCCCGGGAGAAGAUGGUGGACUACGUCACUAAGAUCUACUCGAGCAGCAUCAGGAACAUGACGGGGACCAAACCCCACCUGGUCCUCAGAGAACCCCCUGUGGAGGAGAGACCUCCGGUGAGCCGAGCUGCUCCGCUGCCUGACAAACUGCUGAAGAACAACUUGACCAAGAAGAAGAAGGUGGUGGAGGAGCUGGUGUUGGAACACGUCUUCGGCUACCGAGGCUUCGACUGUCGUAACAACCUCCAUUACCUCAACGACGGCGCUGACAUCAUCUUCCACACCGCGGCCGCCGUCGUCAUCCAGAACCUGUCAGCCGGAAGUCAGAGUUUCUACCUGGAACACACCGACGACAUCCUGUGUCUGACGGUGAACCAGCACCCGAAAUACCAGAACGUCAUCGCUACGGGCCAGAUCGGUGACAUCACUGACCUGCCAGGCCUGGCUCCGUCCAUCCACGUGUGGGACGCCGUGACCAAGCAGACGCUGUCCAUCCUGCGCUGCUCCCACGCCAAGGCGGUCGGCUACGUCAACUUCAGCGCCACGGGAAGCUGCUGCUGGUCGGUCGGAGUGGAGCCUGAACACACCAUCACCGUGUGGCGCUGGCAGGAAGGUACCACCGUGGGGGGGCACCAUGGUAACGGUAACCGUGGCAACGCCGAGCGGAUCUUCGUGGUGGAGUUCCGACCCGACUCCGACUCCCAGUUCGUUUCGGUGGGAAUCAAACACAUCAAGUUCUGGACCCUGGUCGGGGGGGCGCUAGUCUACAAGAAGGGGGUCAUCGGCUCGGUGGAGGACGGGCGCAUGCAGACCAUGCUGUCGGUCGCCUUCGGGGCGAACAACCUGACGUUCACCGGCGCCAUCAACGGGGACGUGUACGUGUGGCGGGAGCACUUCCUGGUGCGGGUGGUUGCCAAGGCGCACAGCGGCCCGGUGUUCACCAUGUACACCACGCUGAGGGACGGGCUCAUCGUCACCGGGGGGAAGGAGCGCCCGACCAAGGAGGGCGGAGCCGUGAAGCUCUGGGACCAGGAGAUGAAGCGCUGCCGAGCCUUUCAGCUGGAGACGGGCCAGCCGGUGGAGAACGUCCGCUCCGUCUGCAGAGGGAAGGGUAAGAUCCUGGUGGGGACCAAAGACGGAGAGAUCAUCGAGGUGGGGGAGAAGAACGCCGCGUCCAACACCAUGAUCAACGGACACACUAAGGGGGGCAUCUGGGGACUCGCCACGCACCCCUUUAAAGACGUCUUCAUCUCCGCCAGCGACGACGGGACCAUCCGGAUCUGGGACCUGGCUGAUAAGAAACUGCUGAACAAGGUGAGUUUGGGUCACGCUGCCAAGUGCACGUCCUACAGCCCCAACGGGGAGAUGGUGUCCAUCGGUCUGGAGAACGGAGAGUUCAUCGUCCUGCUCGUCAACUCGCUCACCGUCUGGGGCAAGAGGAGGGACCGCAGCGUCGCCAUCCAGGACAUACGGUUCAGUCCAGACAACCGGUUCCUGGCGGUGGGUUCGGUCGAGAGCGCGGUGGACUUCUACGACCUGUCUCUGGGUCCGUCCCUGAACCGGAUCGGCUACUGCAAGGACCUCCCCGGCUCCGUGAUCCAGAUCGACUUCUCAGCCGACAGCAAGCACAUCCAGGUUUCCAGCAGCACCUACACCCGGCAGGUGCAUGAGGUCCCCUCGGGGAAGAUGGUCUCGGAGCAGUCGGUGUCUGAGAGGAUCACCUGGGCGACCUGGACCAGCAUCCUGGGAGAUGAAGUCCUGGGCGUGUGGCCCCGUAACGCGGAGAGGGCCGACGUUAACUGCGCCUGUGUGUCGCACGCCGGCCUCAACCUGGUGACCGGAGACGACUUCGGACUCAUCAAGCUCUUCGACUUCCCCUGCUCCGAGAAAUAUGCGAAACACAAGCGCUACUUCGGCCACUCUGCACACGUCACCAACGUCCGCUUCUCCUGGGAUGACAAGUACGUCAUCAGCGCUGGAGGCAGCGACUGCAGUUUAUUCGUUUGGAAAAGUCAGUAAGUUUUCAAAACCCUGAUGACCUUUGACCUGAGACCUCUAGGGACAGGAAGUCCAACCAGUCCAAUCCUCUGGGGACAGGAAGUCCAACCAGUCCAAUCCUCCGGGGACAGGAAGUCCAACCAGUCCAAUCCUCUGGGGACAGGAAGUCCAACCAGUCCAAUCCUCUGGGGACAGGAAGUCCUACCAGUCCAAUCCUCCGGGGACAGGAAGUCCUACCAGUCCAAUCCUCUGGGGACAGGAAGUCCAACCAGUCCAAUCCUCUGGGGACAGGAAGUCCAACCAGUCCAAUCCUCUGGGGACAGGAAGUCCUACCAGUCCAAUCCUCUGGGGACAGGAAGUCCAACCAGUCCAAUCCUCUGGGGACAGGAAGUCCAACCAGUCCAAUCCUCUGGGGACAGGAAGUCCUACCAGUCCAAUCCUCUGGGGACAGGAAGUCCUACCAGUCCAAUCCUCUGGGGACAGGAAGUCCGAAUCCUUUCCUAC
Etheostoma spectabile (orangethroat darter) is the source of this 4922-nucleotide messenger RNA. RefSeq names its product echinoderm microtubule-associated protein-like 6. Gene Ontology annotation, molecular function: microtubule binding. Lineage: Eukaryota; Metazoa; Chordata; Actinopteri; Perciformes; Percidae. The record is from RefSeq and is a predicted model, not a curated record.